AUGGCGUCUUCAUUUCAAACACGAAGUAUUCAAGCAUUAAAUAAUCGGAAUCAAAAAAUGGGACUACCUCCAAUGAAAAGAUUUUCUAAAACAGCAAAUGAUGAAGCAUUAGCUUUUGGUCGUAUGCCAUUUUCAGCAAUGCGAACAAGUUUAGUAACAAAUCAAUCAGUACCAUCAUCUCCUGGUGGUAUAAUAAAACCUACACCGAUGAAUCAAAAACGAAGUUCAUCAGUAAUUAGUCUUGGUAAUAUAUUUCCUAGUCGAAAAAGUUUACAAACAACAGCAUUAGCGACGCGAAGGCAGAGUCUCUGGAUGAAUAUUGCAAAAAAUGCUCCACCACCAAGUAUUGAUACUCAACCACCAAUCCUUCCGUUAGGACAAGAACCUUCAAAUUUAAUGCGAAAAAAAAUCUUACGUUUAUUACUUGUCUUCAGUUAUUUAUUAUCCAUAUCAUUAUUAGCUAUUGCUCUUACCACAUUUUAUGGAUUUUUUUGGUCUGGCUAUGGUACACCACCAACAAUAACAACUCUAUCAGAUGUUAAAAUAACUGCUCAAUCUCUGAUUACAGCAACAUCAAAUUCAACAUUUGUUUCAGAAAUAGAAAAUGUAAGUUGA
Molecule: messenger RNA, 615 nt
Organism: Adineta steineri
Lineage: Eukaryota; Metazoa; Rotifera; Eurotatoria; Adinetida; Adinetidae
Source: the annotation of a GenBank genome assembly